Molecule: messenger RNA, 2101 nt
Organism: Mangifera indica (mango)
Lineage: Eukaryota; Viridiplantae; Streptophyta; Magnoliopsida; Sapindales; Anacardiaceae
Product: ATP-dependent 6-phosphofructokinase 5, chloroplastic-like
Exons: 14
Coding region: 121-1713 (530 amino acids)
Biological process (GO): glycolytic process; fructose 6-phosphate metabolic process
Cellular component (GO): cytoplasm
Molecular function (GO): ATP binding; 6-phosphofructokinase activity
Source: RefSeq, a predicted model, not a curated record
AAAUUGUACGCAAAAUUACAAAAUAAGUCAGAACGGAGACAAGACGUAAGCCAGCCCCCUCGUUUUUUCCGGUCAAAAUAGUAACACUUCAAAUCUAUACACAUUGGUCCUUUUAGCUUGAUGGAAGCUCUCUCUCGAACGAUCACGCCUCAACGCACUCCUAUUCCUGUCAAGUACGACGCUCUUCGUCGGAAUGGAUUCACUUCAGUGAUCCUCCGAUCCAACGGUUAUUGUUUGACUAAAACUUGUAAGAGAAGCUGCAUUUUUGCUAUGAUUGAUCACAGCAAGGAACUUGAUUUCAACGAUCCUGAUUGGAAGUUUAAAUUCCAGAGAGAUUUCGAGGACCGGUUUAAUCUUCCUCAUAUAACUGACAUUUUCAAAGAUGCUAAGCCAAUUCCUUCUACGUUUUGUCUCAGAAUGAGGACUCCGGUUAAUGAGGAUUUUGCAGAUGGAUAUCCAUCUGAUGAGAAGUGGCACGGGUACAUUAAUAAUAACGAUAGGGUACUUCUAAAGGUAAUCAAUUACUCGUCUCCGACCUCUGCUGGAGCUAAGUGCAUUGAUCCGGAUUGCACUUGGGUUGAACAAUGGGUUCAUCGUGCUGGGCCCCGGGAGGAAAUAUACUUCAUACCAGAAGAAGUAAAAGCAGCCAUAGUUACUUGCGGCGGACUAUGCCCUGGUCUCAAUGAUGUCAUCAGACAAAUUGUAAUCACUCUUGAAAUAUAUGGUGUAAAAAAUAUAGUGGGGAUUCCAUUUGGUUAUCGUGGAUUUUGUAGCAAGGAUUUGACUGAAAUGCCGCUAUCUCGGAAAGUGGUUCAAAAUAUUCAUCUUUCUGGCGGAAGUUUGUUAGGAGUUUCACGUGGUGGACCUAGUGUUAGUGAAAUUGUUGACAGCAUGGAGGAAAAAGGAAUUAAAAUGCUCUUUGUGUUGGGCGGAAAUGGUACUCAUGCUGGAGCCAAUGCAAUACAUAAUGAGUGCCGUAAAAGGAGGAUGAAGGUUGCUGUAGUUGGUGUGCCAAAAACUAUAGAUAAUGAUAUUUUAUUGAUGGAUAAAACUUUUGGCUUUGAUACUGCUGUAGAAGAAGCACAACGAGCAAUAAAUUCUGCAUACAUUGAGGCACAUAGUGCUUAUCAUGGUAUUGGAGUUGUGAAAUUGAUGGGUCGUAACAGUGGAUUUAUAGCCAUGCAUGCAGCCCUAGCAAGUGGACAAAUUGACAUAUGUUUGAUCCCUGAGGUACCUUUCAGUUUACAUGGACCCCAUGGUGUUUUGAGGCAUUUGAAAUACCUGAUUGACACAAAGGGAUCGGUUGUAGUCUGUGUAGCAGAGGGAGCUGGACAGAAUUUAAUUGAGAAAACUAAUGCUACAGAUGCAUCUGGAAACAUUGUACUUGGAGAUACUGGUGUACACAUCCAGCAAGAGAUAAAGAAAUAUUUCAAGGAGAUUGGUGUUCCUGCUAAUGUGAAGUAUAUUGAUCCCACAUACAUGAUCCGUGCAUGCCGUGCAAAUGCGUCAGAUGGAAUUCUAUGCACUGUUCUAGGACAAAACGCUGUUCAUGGGGCAUUUGCUGGGUUUAGUGGCAUUACAGUCGGCAUAUGCAAUACUCACUAUGCCUACUUUCCUAUUCCUGAAGUUAUUUCUUACACCAGAGCUGUGGACCCUAAUAGUCGCAUGUGGCACCGAUGCUUGACUUCAACUGGUCAGCCCGAUUUUGUCUAAUAAUCAAGGUUUUUCUAAAUUAUGCCAAAUAGUGCAUUGAGUUCAAGUCACCAAUAUGGCUUGUGAGGAACAGAAAGUUAGGUCUUAGCUUCCGAAGCUUCAUAAUUAGGCUGCUCAUCAUGAGCUGUUAAUCAAAUAAUACAAAGGAUGAUAAUAUCACCAAAAUUAGAGAAUUUUCAGGUGUAGCAUUUCUGCACGUUUCCUGAUGGGCAUUAUAAUAAAAUUGCGUAGGAACCAGCGGAGAGAUCGUGCUUGAUUUUGUUGUUUCAUGUGACAUGUUUGUAUUUAUGAAUGAUGCCUAACUGUUCAUGACAUUGUCAAACAAGCCAACCAAAUAUGAAAAUGGCCUCAUAUAUUUAUUGAAUCAAAUUCCCCAGUGUUUCAAUGA